AAUUCGCCACCCCCUCAUACACAUUCUCAAUCUCUCUCUAUCCCUUCAGCCGUCCUACAGUGUUUCCCUCUGAAAAUCACACAAAUCGAAGAACAGAAAGGGGUAAAAAAACCGAUGGCUGGCACCGGAGUAGUAGCUGUUUACGGCAACGGCGCGAUAACGGAGAGCAAGACGUCUACGUUCUCCGUGAAAGUCGGUCUUGCUCAGAUGCUUCGAGGCGGCGUUAUCAUGGAUGUAGUUAACGCCGAACAAGCUCGAAUAGCUGAGGAAGCUGGCGCGUGUGCCGUCAUGGCACUAGAGCGCGUCCCCGCCGACAUCCGUGCUCAAGGCGGCGUCGCAAGGAUGAGCGACCCACAACUCAUCAAGGAAAUCAAACAGGCCGUCACGAUACCCGUCAUGGCUAAGGCUCGAAUUGGGCAUUUCGUGGAGGCCCAGAUUCUGGAAGCCAUUGGGGUGGAUUAUGUGGAUGAGAGCGAGGUAUUGACGUUGGCGGAUGAUAUGAACCACAUUAACAAGCACAAUUUUAGGAUUCCAUUUGUUUGUGGUUGCCGGAAUCUGGGGGAGGCUUUGAGGAGGAUUCGUGAAGGUGCCGCCAUGAUUCGUACCAAAGGAGAGGCAGGGACUGGUAACAUAAUUGAGGCGGUGAGACAUGUUAGGUCUGUUAGGGGGGACAUUAGGGUUCUGGCGAACAUGGAUGAUGAUGAGGUGUUCACUUUCGCAAAGAAAAUCGCGGCCCCAUAUGAUUUGGUGAUGCAGACCAAGCAACUGGGGAGGCUCCCGGUGGUGCAGUUUGCUGCUGGUGGUGUUGCUACUCCAGCUGAUGCAGCUCUGAUGAUGCAGUUAGGAUGUGAUGGCGUUUUUGUUGGGUCGGGUGUGUUCAAGAGUGGUGAUCCGGCACGUAGGGCCCGUGCUAUUGUUCAGGCAGUCACACAUUACACCGACCCAACAAUUCUCGCGGACGUGAGUUGCGGUUUGGGUGAAGCCAUGGUGGGGUUGAACCUUGACAAGAACGUGGAAAGGUAUGCAAACCGGUCCGAGUAACCAACUCCGGAGGUUAUUAUAGGUUUGUUCUUUUCUAUUUAGGUUUUGGAAAUUUAUUAAAGGUUUUUAAGGCCUGAACAAAUAUGAAUGAUGCUGCUGCUGGGAUGUUUUUAUUUAUUCAAUAUGCAAGCUUUGGUUAUG
Molecule: messenger RNA, 1182 nt
Organism: Cynara cardunculus var. scolymus (artichoke)
Lineage: Eukaryota; Viridiplantae; Streptophyta; Magnoliopsida; Asterales; Asteraceae
Product: probable pyridoxal 5'-phosphate synthase subunit PDX1
Exons: 2
Coding region: 115-1041 (308 amino acids)
Biological process (GO): pyridoxal 5'-phosphate biosynthetic process; pyridoxine biosynthetic process; amino acid metabolic process
Molecular function (GO): amine-lyase activity
Source: RefSeq, a predicted model, not a curated record